UGUCGUCUGUCAUGUCCCGUGUUGUGGAACGACGCGAUGUGAUUCUUUCGCAGCGAAACGCGUCCGUUCGUCACUGAACAGCGACAUUGUCGAUGCGGGGCAGCCCGUCGCAGUGCUUCACACGCCGCACACCCGACUUACAAAAAGAUUUCAGCCUUCCUCUUUCAAUUAAAGCCGCAGAGUUAUCGUGUGAUGGGCCACUCUGCGCGUGAGUGAACUGGCACUGCAAGUGAGGGGUGUCGGUCGUCCUGCCGGAGCCGGCUUGGCUUGACCCGAGGCCAUGGCCUACCUCGAGCUGAACGUCGAGCAGGUGAACCAGGCGGCCGAGCUGCUCCCUUACGAUGCCCAGGACAUCGACCCCUUGGCCAGCGUUCGUCGAUCCACGACUCGACAUCCGCUCCUCCAAGUCUGCCACGGCUGGUUCCCAUGUACCUUUCCUAGCUGAGUCUGAGCAGAGCCGACGAUCCAGCAUGGCUAGCUCGGCGGGAAGCAUGACGGGCAAGGCCCAGGCGCCACCUGGGCCGCCCGCUGACGCUGUCGGUCCACCCACCAACGGAACCGAGCAGCCGCCGGCAGUUCUACCUGAUGAUGACCCGGUCUAUCCAAACAUCUCUCCCCGGGUGGCGGAGUACGUGGCGACUGAGAAUCCGACCCUGUGCACCCAGGUGGCCCAGUGCAUCGAGAAGCACUCGCGGGUACACUCACCGCGUAAGGUGCACGCUGCUCCGGCCGCCUCCGCGACUCCUCGUUCACCACUCAGGUGCAUGUCGCAGGCAGCCGAUGCCCUCUCAGUUCAGCAGUCCACCAUUGGUGUCCCUCUGAAGCCAUCCGUGCCAACCAAAGCAAUCUACCAAGAGCUGGUCGAAUAUCCGCCAGAGAGCAUCGUGGCCUCUGUUGACGAGCGCACCUCCUGGCUUCGCACCAUCUUGAGCAAUCCGGCUGCCACUGGAAAUCACGUGCAGUCUUCCCAGAACGGGCCCGCUAAGUCCAGCCCCCUGCUCCGCAACCAGUGCACCAUUACCAGGAGAGAGCUCCCUUCCGUGCACAACUGGAGGCGGCCGUCUGAGGACCCGGGCUUCGACGCAGACAACUUCGAUUCGGCCUCCGUCUGCUCCGAGACCGAGUCGAACCUGUCGUGGGUCAGCGAUGUUGAUGACGAGAUCAGGAUGCUCAAGUCCAUGAUGGUGCCGCGGGCUUCCCAAUUCGCCGUGCUCACUGCCAGAGAGAAGACAGUGGCUGCUACACAGACUGACCUCCUGUCCGCGACCGGGAGCGUCAUGGCUCACGUCGGCGUUGAAACAGACGAGACUGACCACUUCGCGCUUCUAAAGGAGAAGGCCCACCUCGAGGGCGAGCUGGACACGCUCCAGGGUGAGCUGGGCCGCCUGGUCCAGGCCAAGUCGGACCUGAAGACGCGGGCAGCAGCAGCCGAGGCCCGCUGCCAGAAGCUCGCGGAGGAGAAGGACGCAGCCGUGCAGCGAGAGGCUGGCCUGCAGCAGGAGCUGCAGACUCUGAAGAUGGAGUCAGUCCGCUACGGGCGCGUGGUGGGCGACUACGACAGCCUGAUCCACUCCAAGGAAUCCGAGACAGGUUUCCUCCACGACGAGGCUGCCGUCCUCUCGAACGAGAACCGUGAGCUGAAGGUCGCUGUGGAAGAGCUGAAGGUGGACCUGGAGUCGCGAUGCGGGGCCAUUGAGGGACUCAAGAAGAAGAUUGCCGAGCUGCACGUUGAGAGCCAGUCGGCCGUGCGUGCUCGGGCUCAGCUAGAAGCCGAGAACGCUAGCCUCCGCAACCAACUGCAGGUCAUAGAGAAAUCCAAGGACUGGUUCCGCGACCAGCUCCACGAAAGUCAGCAGGGCAGGAACCAGCUGCACAAGGAGCACGUGACCACCCAGGCUGAGAAGAUCUCGCUGGAGAGCUCGGCAGAGAUGCUUCGAGCCGAGAACGCACGUCUGGCCCAGGAGCUGCUGGAGGCCCGGCAGCGUUCCGUACGCGACAAGGAGAGCCUCAUGAAGAGGCUCGAGGACAUCGAGGCCGACCUGCUCGAGAGGGAAGCCGCGUUGUCUCGCGAGGCUGCUGCUGCACAGCCUCAACAGCCCGUUUCCGAAGCUGGGGACCUCUCCAGCAAGUUCCGUGUGGCCGAGUUGGAGGAACAGCUGCGUUCGGCCGAGUCGAGCCUGGCCGAGCGGUCCGCAGCCCUCUCAGCUCUGGAGCGGGAGCGCACGGAGCUGGUGACGGAAGUUCAGCGACUGCGGCUGCGGUUGAGCGACAGCGAGCUUGGUCGGCGUAACCAGGACGAGCUGUUGCGGGAGGGGGUGCAGAAGGUCCGGCGGCUGCAGACGGAGCUGGCAGCCAGCGAGGAGCGAGCCACGGAACUGCGUAGCCAGAAGGCAGCCCUGGAAGUGGCCCUGGCUGCAGCCAACGAGGACAAGCGCGUUGUUGGGGAGUCGCUGGGCACUCUGACGGAGAACUUGGCACGGCUGGAGGGCAACUUCAAGCUCAUCCGCACCGAGCAGGUCGCCAAGACUGCACAGAUUGACCAGCUGCAACGAGAGAAGGCCUCGCUCGGUGAGCGCCUCUCAGAGGCCGAGACUGCCCUGUCGUUGGCGAGGAAGGAACUCGAAUCCCGGUCAAACGCACGGUCCCAGGCGCAGGCCAUGGAGGCUAGCCAGCUGCGCAAGCAGUACAGUGACCUGCAGAACGUGGUGCGUGUCCUGGAGGCCGAGCUAAAGAAGGCUGCAGCCGAGGCCAGGGAGGCAGCCACACAGCACGGCGUGGACAAGGAGAAACUGCGGCAAUCGGAGGAGCGGCUGGAACGUACCGAGGCUGAGCUGGAGACCCUGGCACAGCGCAACGCCGUCCUGCAGAGCCAGCUGCAGGAGUCCGCCCAGCGGUUGGCCCGGGAAGAGGCACGUCGAGUGGCCAGCCUCCAGGAGCAGGCACAGCUACACGACCUGUCCACCUGGGAGACACGCGUCCGGGAACUCGAGCAGACACUCGCCACACGCGAGAUGGCCACCAGGGAGCAGGAGCGCAUGCACAAGUCCAACAUCCGUCUGCUGACGCGCAAGCUCCGCGAGAAGAUGAAGGAGCUCAAGCUGGCUCAGGUGCAGCUGGCCAAUGCGGCCAAUGCCGAGUCACAACAGCAGGACGACCAGUUGCAGCGGCAGGGCCAGAAACCGGUCAACCAGGAAGUCCAGACCCUGGAACAACCGCAGAAAGCAAGUGCCGAAGCUCAGACCGAUGCGGCAGCAAAGAUUCAGGAGGAGCAGACGGAGCUCGCUGAAAAGAACCAAGAACUGCUGCUGCAGCUUGAAAGGGAACAGGGACGGCUCGCCGGUUCCUUGAAGGCACAGGAGGAGCUGCGUGCCUGCGUGGAGCAGCUGGAGCGCCAGCUGUCGGAGCAGGGUGGCCGCAUGGCCGAGCUCCAGUGCCAGCUGGAGCAGGUGCAGGGGCGCGCCGACCAAGCGCAGGCCCUUCACCAGACCUCGGUGGCCGACCUCCAGCGGGAGCUGGAGAAAGAGCGCACUCUCAGCAAGGAGCUGCGGCAGAGGAUCUUUGAGGAGAAGCGGCGUGGGGGCCAGCUGCAGCGUCAGCUGUCGAGCCUGAAGCAGGGUCUGUCGGAGGCGAGCCAGUCGGCAGACGCAGGCCGCCUGAAGGCCCAGGCACAGGCCGAGCGGGCGCAGAGUCUCGAGACGCAGCUGCGGGAGGCACAGGGACGGCUGGAAGCCCUCCGGGGGGACCUCGCUGCGUCCCAGGCAGCCAGGCAGGAGCUGGAGGCUAAGCUACGCAAUGCCCACGAGAGGGACCCCGCCCUCGAGCAGCAGAUGAAGGUGAGCUGUGCCUGGGAUUCGGGACUGCAGUAG
Molecule: messenger RNA, 3866 nt
Organism: Dermacentor silvarum
Lineage: Eukaryota; Metazoa; Arthropoda; Arachnida; Ixodida; Ixodidae
Product: paramyosin
Exons: 13
Coding region: 342-3866 (1174 amino acids)
Source: RefSeq, a predicted model, not a curated record